AAAAUUUGUAGUUAAAAUUGCCACUCGAUAAUCCCCGCGUAGCUAUCAGUGACUCAGUGAGAACUCAGUCGUCUUCUCCCAAAGCCCAAACCAAAAAUGCGGCGUGCCAUAGACGCCCACCUCAAGGCCACCCGUCUCUUUCCCUCUCUCUCUUCUCUUUCUUCGUCUUCAUCUUCUUCGCCUACGCCUCUCCUCUCCGUCCGUACAAUCCUAACCUUACCCCAUCCUCAAAAUCCUUCCAUUUCCAAAACCCUAAACCUCCACUCAAUCACCACGUCUUGGUGUUCCUCGAUUCCAGGUCUCAGAAGCCAACCCCAAAUCGGCUCCAAUUUCAACGUCCUUGUCGUACGCUGCGUUUCAUCUGUCCCGCAUGCAGACACAUUGGAGUGGAACGAGCCGGUCUCGUGCUCGGAGGUCGGCGAUGGCCACAAAGCGACGGUGGACGAAAAUGCUAAGCCCUCUAUCCCUGUUAGAGCCUACUUCUUCUCUACCAGUGUGGAUUUGAGAAGCUUAGUGGAACAGAACAGGCUGAAUUUUAUCCCACCAACAUCGCGUAUGACUAAUUACGUUGUGUUUAGGUUCGGCGAGCCGUCCGAUUCUAACAAUGGUUUGGGUCUUAGUUUAAGUGGGAGUGACUGUUGCUACAUGGUAGUUUUUCAGUAUGGCUCCAUUGUCUUGUUUAAUGUUCGUGAACACGAGAUCGAUGGGUAUUUGAAAAUCGUGGAAAAACAUGCAUCAGGAUUGCUACCUGAAAUGAGAAAGGAUGAGUAUGAGGUGAGGGAGAAGCCAGCUUUGCACACUUGGAUGGAAGGUGGAUUGGAUUACAUAAUGUUGCAGUACUUGAAUGUUGAUGGAAUCCGUACUAUUGGUAGUGUUCUUGGUCAAAGUAUUGCUCUUGAUUACUAUGUGCGCCAGGUUGAUGGAAUGGUUGCAGAAUUUACUGACAUUAAUCGUGAAAUGGAAACUACGGGAAAGUUUAAAAUGAAGAGGAAAAAACUAUUUCAGUUAGUGGGAAAGGCAAAUUCUAAUCUUGCUGAUGUGAUUCUUAAGCUCGGACUUUUUGAGAGAUCAGACAUUGCCUGGAAGGAUGCCAAAUAUGCCCAGAUAUGGGAGUAUCUCAGAGAUGAAUUUGAGUUAACUCAGAGAUUUGCAAGUCUUGAUUUUAAGUUGAAGUUUGUGGAGCACAACAUUCGCUUUCUUCAGGAAAUUCUUCAAAAUAGGAAGUCCGAUUUUUUGGAAUGGCUCAUCAUUGCGCUGAUAGGUGCCGAAAUUCUUCUCUCUCUGUAUGACAUUGUCCACCGAUCGGCACUUGCUACGCUUUAGCACUAAUGAUCAGUGACCCGUGAGGUCAAACAUGCCCUUAUUGAAUGCCCUGGUCUUUGUAUAUUUUACUGUUCCCUUCAAUUUUGCUGCUGCAGCUUACACUUCUAAUACAUACCAGUUCAAUUUAUGUAAUUAAGUUGAUCUUAUAAUUUGAUGAUCAUUGAAUGUUAUCUUCGUUGUGUCAAGUUUGUAAA
Molecule: messenger RNA, 1517 nt
Organism: Prunus persica (peach)
Lineage: Eukaryota; Viridiplantae; Streptophyta; Magnoliopsida; Rosales; Rosaceae
Exons: 7
Coding region: 97-1323 (408 amino acids)
Source: RefSeq, a predicted model, not a curated record